Messenger RNA from Exophiala aquamarina CBS 119918, 1479 nucleotides. RefSeq names its product murein transglycosylase. The coding region runs from base 1 to 1479 and encodes 492 amino acids. NCBI's taxonomy places the organism in Eukaryota, Fungi, Ascomycota, Eurotiomycetes, Chaetothyriales, Herpotrichiellaceae. The record is from RefSeq and is a predicted model, not a curated record. The transcript is spliced from 2 exons.
AUGCGAAAACGAACUAUUACCUCAAGCGCGAGCGCGCUCUUGCUCUUGCUGGCCUCACUCGUGAGUGCAAAGCAUGCGACCCAUGAGCAUCUCAAUGCUCUCCAUAAGAGACACCGAGCGUCCAGAGAACUUGGCGUCAGAUCUACCUCAGAAGAUGGAGAUAUGGGAGUGGAGAUAAGGGCUAUCUCUGAAACAACAGCACCGAAGGUUGAGAAACGUGGAGGACAAUGCGCAUUUCCAUACGAUGCUGGUUUGGUCCCAGUCACGCCGGGUCAGCAGAACGCGGGUUGGGCUAUGAGCCCUGAUCAGCCUCCUAAACCAGGUUCCUACAUGCCUUAUGCUUGCCCACCAGGUCAAGUCUCUAUGCAGUGGGAUCCGAGUGCUACCAGUUAUUCAUACCCAAAAUCCAUGAAUGGUGGAUUGUACUGUGACGAGAACGGCAAUGUCGAGAAACCAUUCCCGAAUAAACCAUACUGCCAGGCAACAUCCAAUAACAUCGGCGUUACAAACAAAGCCGGAGGUGUUGUUUCUUUUUGUCAAACUGUACUUCCAGGCAAUGAAGCCAUGUUGAUCCCUACUGCAGUAUAUGACACCGCGAGCCUGGCUGUUCCAGACCCAAGCUAUUGGUGUUCUACUGCGGCACACUACUACAUCAACCCUCCGGGAGUUGGUCCUGACGACGCGUGUGUAUGGGGAUCGACCGCAAAGGCGGUUGGCAAUUGGUCUCCAUAUGUUGCAGGUGCUAACGUGGACGCAUCUGGACAAACUUUCAUCAAGUUGGGAUGGAACCCAAUAUACCUGGAGCCAACUACGCCAUUCCGCGACGAAGUCCCGAACUGGGGUGUAAAGAUUGAAUGUGCAAAUGGAGGCUGUAGCGGUCUUCCUUGUGGCAUCGAUCCUAGCCAAAAUCAGGUCAAUCAAAUGUUGGGAAGUGCCAGUAAUGGUGCAGGAGGCGGUGCUUUUUGCGUAGUCACGGUCGCCAAAGGAUCCAGCGCCAACUUUGUUGUUUUCAAUACCGGUGGUGACAGUGGAUCUGGGUCAAGCUCUUCAAGUGGAAAUGGAAACCAUGGAGGUCAAUUUUAUGCGUCGUCAACUACCUCUGCUCCAUCGUCUAGUGCGCCAUCUACAACAAGUGAUGUGACAACAAGUACCGAGCCGACAACAAUUUGGUCGUCGAGACCCAGCUCCAGCUCCCACCCUUGGGGUGGUUGGGAUAACGACACAUCAACUGCUUAUACCUCAUCAUGGGCCCCCAGACCUUCCCAGUACUACUCCCUUUUCGACUACUCGACUGCGGCUACAGCUACGGAGACUGCCGUUCAGACAGAAUCCAGCCAGGCACAACCCACGGCUGCUGCAUCAUCAACAACCGGGCCUCAGCCAUCCAUAAAGACAGCCACCGGUGCUGCAUCACUGGCCCAAGCAUCACUUUGGAGUCUCCUGUCAGGUGUGACUCUCUGUGUCCUCCUAUCAACGUAA